Molecule: messenger RNA, 2678 nt
Organism: Mustela lutreola (European mink)
Lineage: Eukaryota; Metazoa; Chordata; Mammalia; Carnivora; Mustelidae
Product: ADP-ribosylation factor-like protein 5A
Exons: 1
Coding region: 293-832 (179 amino acids)
Biological process (GO): protein localization to Golgi membrane; vesicle-mediated transport; intracellular protein transport
Cellular component (GO): cytoplasm; trans-Golgi network
Molecular function (GO): GTPase activity; GTP binding
Source: RefSeq, a predicted model, not a curated record
GCCGGAGAGGAGCUGGGGGAGGACGGUGGCCCGCGAGGCUCGUCGCAGACAACGCGGCGGCGAUGUCCGCGAGCCAGGCGAGUGCCGCGGCGGCAGCGGCGGGGCCUCGCACGCGGCAGGGCGGCCUGGGCUUCGGCCUCCCUCCGGUUCCCAGGAAGCGAACUGGCGGCCAGCGCGGGAGCAGCAGCAGUAGCAGAGGCGGAGGCUCCAGCGCGUCUGCUGCCUCCCCUGCAGCCUGAGCCGGGGGAGGCCAGGCGGCCCGGGUGGCUGGAGGGGGGUCCGCUGCCCAAGAAUGGGAAUUCUCUUCACCAGGAUAUGGAGACUCUUCAAUCACCAGGAGCACAAAGUUAUCAUUGUUGGGCUGGAUGAGGCAGGGAAAACUACCAUCCUUUACCAAUUUUCUAUGAAUGAAGUUGUACAUACAUCACCCACAAUAGGAAGUAACGUAGAAGAAAUAGUGAUUAAUAAUACACGUUUUCUAAUGUGGGAUAUUGGUGGCCAAGAAUCUCUUCGGUCUUCUUGGAACACGUACUAUACUAACACAGAGCUUGGAAUAGUUGUUGUGGACAGUACCGACAGAGAAAGGAUUUCUGUAACUAGAGAAGAACUCUAUAAAAUGUUAGCCCAUGAGGACCUACAGAAAGCUGGAUUGCUGAUUUUUGCUAAUAAACAAGAUGUUAAAGAAUGCAUGACUGUAGCAGAAAUCUCCCAGUUUUUGAAAUUAACUUCUAUUAAAGAUCACCAGUGGCAUAUCCAGGCAUGCUGUGCUCUUACUGGCGAGGGAUUAUGCCAAGGACUUGAAUGGAUGAUGUCACGAUUUAAGAUUAGAUGAUCUCUACUGACCUCUCCUCAUAGACUUUGUAUAAACGAAGUGCUGGACUUUACCUGAAAGCUGCAAAAAAUUAAUGGCUUAGAUAUAUUUAUAAUAAACUGAUUUAAACUUUUUCUAUCAGAAGAAAAAUUAAGACCACUUAUUUGAAAACAAAGAUGAAGUCUCACUUUCCAACCUGCUUUCUCAUUAGUUCCUUCCAAAGCAACGUCUUUAAAGCUGUGAUUGCCAUUUUUCUCAUAAUGAAUCCUCUCAGGACAUUGUGUAGCCUGUGGUAAGUACAAAGGGAGAAGAAGACAUUUUUCACUUUAAGAGCUUUAUUAUCAGUAUAACCCUCCCUAGUUGAAUGUGUAUUCUCUUCGUGUUCCAUUAAGUCAAAAUACAAAUCAGCACAGAUACUCAGUUUCCAAUACUUUAAAAUGUAAUGUUAAUUAUGAGAAGUAUUUUGCAUAAGGUUGUGUGUAUUGUGUAUAUACCUCAAAUUCAAGUUUAUGGCUUUGAUUAUGUUCUAAAGAAAAGCAAAGAACGCAAAAAGUAAUAAUAUCUUUAGUUAAUGACCAUAAUGAGAUGAGUACUGGCAUUGCUGUUCAAUGCCAUUUUGUGCUUUCCUCUUGUGUUCUCUGUAUUGUACUAACCAACCCCCAGAAUCAUUGGGCUGCUCUUAAAAAAAGAAAAGAAAGAAAAGGAGAAAGCUCAACAGUGUGUACCUAUUUUUUGUUGAUCAGAUUAUAUACAUGAAAGCAUGUAAUCCAGCUGAGUGGAGUAUCUGCAAAUUUUUGGCUUAAUAUUAUGAAUGGACAGAAUUACACAUUGGGCAAUUAUCAGACUGGUUCCUUUAUGGGAUCUGUGCCAUCUAAAUUUCUGAGAAAAUUGUUAAUUCAUUAAUCAGUCAAUCAUUAAUUGUGAUUAAAAUUAUCAAGUGAUUUUUUUUCCCAACGUUAAUGGGAAGCUGUUGUGUAAAAUGUCUGCCCAGAGAAUUAUCACUCUAUAAAUAUUAAUCAAAUAGUUUACCUAUAGUCUUCUUAAGUAUUGAAUUAUAUGUCAGGCAUUUAAAGUGAGUUUGAGAUGAAAAGUAAAGCUUAUUUUCUAAGCAAGAAAGUUAUUUCUUAAUUUGAAAAUUUCUCAUUUUAGGAAUUAGGAUAGUUUGAGAUUUUUGUUUCUUCAUGUUUCUUUUUAUCUUCUUAACACCACAUGAAUGUAUUGACAAUUAUAAAAUACAAACUUUUAUGCUUUUAAGAAUUGGGUUUAAAAGUUGAACAACAUGAUACACAUUUUUACAGAGAAGUGACUUGGCCCCAAAUAUGUUUGCUUAGGAUAUUUUUUUUUCACUGAAAAUGGAAAAAUACGAUGGUUGAAGGUAUUUCUGUUGUAAUUUCUGUUGUAUCCUAAAUGUGAUCAAAUGUAUUUUGGGGUGCUCUCUUUGUAUAUGUUUCAUGCCCUGAAAAUCUGAAGGCUGAUCCAAACUGGCAUGUUGUAGAAUAUUGAAGAAAAGAAGUAACUACGUUUAAUACCAGCCUUUUAGAUUUCAUGCAGAUUUUGAUGAGGAAUCAUAGUAUAUAUACCACAAGCUUUGACAAAACUUGGAAAGUUUCUUUCUGUAAUAUAUAAUAUACUCAAUAUCUAAAUCCAAGUCAGGCAUGAGAGAUCAGUGUUUAACAGUGGAUGUGUUGUGUGUUAUAUUACAAUGUUCAUAAUGCAGGUAUAACAUUUUAAUAUUUGUCAACUUGCUUUUACAAAAGUAAAUUCUAAAUUACUAAGCUUUAUUCAUACGUUCUUACACUUUUUCAAAUCACUAUGAGUAAUUACUUGUUUUGUAUUAAAAACUCCCAUAAAAAACCUAAAAAAAAAA